AUGGUGAACCUAAGAGGUGUCCUUCCGCUUUCGACCAAACUGGUUUCAUCUAUCAACGAGUACUUUGAGUGUUAUGAAGCCCUGGAGUACGAAGAAUGGCUUUACAUGCUUUCUGACAUCCUCGAAGAGACCAUUGGCUACAGGGAGCUGUGCCAAGCGCUACUGCAGAUGCACGAAGACAUCUUGGUACCACUCAAAGAGAGAGAAUACCAGACCCGCUUAAUUAUAAAAGAAUUGAAACACCUACAAAGAGAGUUUGAAAGGAAGAGGAAAGAGUUAGAAGAAAAGGCAGGUUCAGAACGCUCCUGGGCGGUUGGACUUGCCUUUGUACCGAUUGUAAACAUGAUG
Molecule: messenger RNA, 348 nt
Organism: Pocillopora meandrina
Lineage: Eukaryota; Metazoa; Cnidaria; Anthozoa; Scleractinia; Pocilloporidae
Source: the annotation of a GenBank genome assembly